CGUCCACGAGGCCGGUGCCUGAAGGGGACGAAAGUUAGUUCCACUUCAGUUUACUGUGAUCUGCAGCUGUAUCCCGGUAAAAAUAGAACUACAAAUAUAGAAACUCACAAAAAAGACGAUUUGAAGACAUCACUUUCAUUUCAUCAUUUGAAUAUCGGUCCCAAUAGUCAACACGAUGUUUUGAGCGACCUUUGUUUUAACGAGCGGAACAGUUUUCAUAAUGUGAAACUUCAGAGAAACACUGAAGAAUCUUCACUCGCUUCAGGAAGUGAAGACAAACUUCUGUUGAAGAACUCGGAAGGAUGAACAGGAAUCAAGAUGAUGAGUUUGUUGCAGUGCGGGUCCAAGAUCCCCGCAUUCAAAAUGAAGGCUCGUGGAAUUCAUAUGUGGACUUUAAAAUAUUCCUGCAUACCAACAGCAAAGCGUUCACAGCCAAGACGUCGUGUGUGCGGCGGCGCUACAGCGAGUUCGUGUGGCUCCAGAAGAAGAUGCAGAAGAACGCUGGCUUGGUGCCCGUCCCAGUUCUUCCAGGAAAAUCCUUCUUCUCCUUCUGCAACGAGGACUUCCUGGAGCGGAGGAGGAACGGACUUCAGGCCUUUCUGGACAAAGUGGUGAACAUGACCGUGUGCCUGUCGGACAGCCAGCUCCACCUCUUCCUGCAGACCCAGCUGCCGGUCGGCCACAUCCUGGACUGCGUUCAGGGCCACACCCCCUACUCGGUGACGGACGCCAUCCUCACCUACGCCUCGUCCAACUGGGGCUUCGCUCAGGCUCAGGAGGACGACCCCAGCAAGGAGCCCAGUCUGACCGUUUCCUACGAGUCCAUGGAGAGUCCGGCUCCUCAUCAGCCGAGUCUUCAAGCUGCAGAGACCUCCAGGCCCGAGCCGCUCUCCGCUGGAGACUCUGAUCCUCUGGAAGGUUUACUGCAGCUCCGUGAAAAGGACCAGGCAGAGUCAGAGCCCGAGGAGGAAUCAUCAGUAACCAUCUGCCAGAGGAGCGACCACCUGGAGGCCGAGGUCGAGCGUGAAGCCUCAGAGGCCACCUUCUACCUGGGGGACGUCCAGGAGGAGCAGACCCAGCAGAGGAGCUGCCAGAUACAGACGCCAGUGGAGGUGCACUCGCCCGUGGGGACUGGUUUCCAGAGCGAGGUGGAGAGUGCAGAAGAAGAAGAGGAGGAGGAAGGAGGUGUGACUUUAGAUACAGAAGAAAAGACUCUUUGCCUUUCAGAGGUGGACGAUCAGCUGCUCAGUCCUGAGGAGGAACAUAUAGAAAUCACCUGUGAGCCAGAACAAUGUAGAGAUCCUGAAGUUAUAUUAGAUUUUAAAGACAAUGACUGUGAGGAUACGAGCAUAGGAAGUAGUGACAGAUCUCAGGAGGAGGUUCUGGAAGUCGAAUGCUCUGAGACGCAGGUUGUAGAAAACCACGUCAGCUCUGAGCUAAACCACGCCCACAUCACGGAGGGUCAAGAUCCACACGUCCGCUGUGAGGAGGAGGAGUCAAAGGAAUCAGACAGCGAAGACAGUUCUGAGUCUGAGAGCAAAGACGAGACGAGACCUCAGUCAGGAAUCCACGUAGAAACAGAGGAUGUGCAGAGCGUCCCCGAGGAGGACAGACCCGACGCCGUUCAACACCUGGACCAGGCUGAACAGGAAGUGGAUUUAGUGGCGACCAGGGACGAGAGCGACGAGGACACGCACUCGCUGCCGUCGUCCAACGAGAGCAUCGUGAAGGUCAGCGACGAGGAGAGCGUGUGUGACGACGGCGAGGAGUCGCUCCAGGACGUGAACGGCUUCGUGAAGAUGUCCGACCUCGACGCCUCCAGCAGGAACAUCCUGGACCUGCAGAUGAACGGGUUCCCGGUGGAGAAAGACGAGCGGCUCGACUCGACGCCGCUGGACCUCAACGCCACCGCAGCCGCUGGAGACUUGAGUGGAAGUGGAGACUUCAGCGUCCUGGAGAGCAGCGGCGUCCCCGGAGCAGCCGAGGAGGAAGAGGAAGAGGAGGAGGAAGAGGAGGAGGAGGAAGAGGAGGAGGAGGAGGACUCACGAGGUUCAGGUGGACCAGCUGCAGAGACGCCCGAGGUCCCUGAGGCGGCGGAGGGACACGCCCUCUAACACAGACUCAGUCCCACACAGAUCAACAGGGUUCGUGGGCGGAGCCAGUCAGAUCGUUGUUCACCUCCUGAUCCUUCAGAGUCCAACGAGGACAGAAACCACUCCCACUCAGACCUUAGGCUCAAGUUGUUUUAAAAAAUAGUUUAUUUAAUUUUAAAACUGUAUUCUCUUCUUUUAAACUCAGGGACACUAAACACUGGCACCGUUUCUCUCCCCCCCCCCCGCUCAGGUUUACAGAAACAGAUCUGGUUCCCUGAUCAGAAGCUCAAGGUUUUAUUGUUGUAGCUGAAAUUACGACUUUAUUAAAUCAUGACAAAUACAUUUGAAUUAAAGGAUCAGUUUCUAAUUUACUCACAUGUGAGGAUUUUUUUUUUUUUUUUUUAUGAAACGCGACAUUAAAAUGAGAAUCUCUGGGUUUUGGUCGGUUGAUCAGGACGUGUGACAUCACCGAGGUCUGAGGGAAGUUCAACCUGACGUGUUUCACCGUUUCCUUGAUCUAUAGACAGAAUUAUGAAUGAUAUGAGGAACAAUAAUCAGCAGAUGAUAAGUGGUUCCUUCUGCGUCGCUGAUCCUGCAUUAACCACAAAAUCCUCGUUAAACAAAUAAACGGUCGACAGGAAACGCUCGAGUGCUUUGACUUUAGAUUUUCACGUUGACACGCGGUCACAUCAGAGACCUGGGAAGCGGCUCGGGGGUCCGGGGGGGUCCCGGGCGUAACGUGAGGCAACUGGGAGUGACAGUGGACCGGUCAGUUCCAGCAACGUGAACAGAACAAAGCACAGAUACAUAUUUCUGUUUGGCUUCAUGAACAAUUCUCCGAGUAAUUGAAUCAUUUUCGUUAAUUUACGUCGAGUCGCUUCCAUAACUAACGAGUUGUCGUCACCUUCUGGAACAAGCUCAGUUCUUUCACUGGAGUUUUCUUAUCUCACGUCACAACGCACAACGCUGCCUCUUCACUAACUAACCCCAGGUGAAUAAAGGUGAUCCUCACUGGUUUGGAGUUAAAGCUUCACUGACGGGAGUCUAACUCACUGGGAGCAGUGGAUUCACUGGUUCCUUCACACUACUGCUGAGUCCAACUCAUUUAGAUGCUUUUAAAAAGGGAUUUAAACCAUCAAGCUUUCACUGUGUCACUGUUCAAUGUUCAUGAGUCUGACUGUACUGGUCCAGUGAUCCUGAACUGGGGGACUUCCUGUUGGAUUCUACAGAUCUGAGUUCAGAUUUCCUUCUGCACUGUUAAUGAGAAAAUGAGUUUGGAGACAAAGCCACAGAUUCUACAGAGACUUGUUUUAUUACCUGAGUGACGUGUCCAUGUAAACAUAGAAAAUAUAAUUCACUAUUUCAUAUAGUUUGUUUUUUCGUCUUCAUUGUGUCACAUGUGACUUUGUGUAAUUCUAUCGACACACAUCUCGUGCUUUUAAUACACAAUGUUGGAGCAAUGCUGACCCCUAGUGGGUGGAAAUGGAGCAAGAUUAAUAAUAAAACUGAAUUUAAACAGUAAA
Limanda limanda (common dab) is the source of this 3616-nucleotide messenger RNA. It is a transcript of the gene snx11, whose product is annotated as sorting nexin 11. The record is from RefSeq and is a predicted model, not a curated record. The coding region runs from base 303 to 2114 and encodes 603 amino acids. The transcript is spliced from 7 exons. Lineage: Eukaryota; Metazoa; Chordata; Actinopteri; Pleuronectiformes; Pleuronectidae. Gene Ontology annotation, biological process: intracellular protein transport. Gene Ontology annotation, molecular function: phosphatidylinositol binding.